Alternaria ventricosa is the source of this 2796-nucleotide messenger RNA. RefSeq lists its product as uncharacterized. The transcript is spliced from 6 exons. Gene Ontology annotation, biological process: telomere maintenance via telomerase. Lineage: Eukaryota; Fungi; Ascomycota; Dothideomycetes; Pleosporales; Pleosporaceae. Gene Ontology annotation, molecular function: telomerase RNA binding; telomeric repeat DNA binding. Gene Ontology annotation, cellular component: telomerase catalytic core complex. The coding region runs from base 1 to 2796 and encodes 931 amino acids. The record is from RefSeq and is a predicted model, not a curated record.
AUGAAGAGAAAACGCAGCGCCCAUAGCGGUACGGGCAUCCGUAAGAAAGCAAAGGGCGCCGGUGACCAAUCCACUAAGGCCACUACUGUCAAUGCUACUCAUCCAGUCCUACAACGCCUGUAUCCCGAAGUCCUUACUCUGCGCCAGUAUCUACUCUCUCGGCUCCCAAGCUCGUCAAAGAACAGGUACCGAAAGCUUUCGCAACUUGGACAUGCAAUACCCGCUGGAGACAAAAGCACCACGGAUGGCCUUGACAAUGCCGUUGUGCAGUUGCUCGACUCAGCAUUAGUAUGCACCUCAGGCGUCCAACCAGAAAAGGACAAAACGACGAGUUUCACCGAGGAGCGUGAAAAGGAUAUCGAAGCGUUCACCCAACAACGAUCGCAGAGCACUCCGGGCGGCACGUUCAAGCCGGGAUACUACAGGCAAUCCGAGGUAGGUCAUACGACGCAUCGCCUGCUCAUAGUGUUCCGCUCAAAGAACUCGACUAAAUAUACCCAGAUUGUUGACUUCGUGAUAUGGCGCUUGUUCAAACGUUCAACAUCUCACAAACCAGCACACCUACUCUGCUAUGGCUUUCAAAGAUCUGCGGGCAGCAAUCGCCGUGCACACAGGAACAGCGAGGAUCCGAGUUCGUCUAUUCCUGGUCUGCAAGAACGUCUCCCUAAUAGCUACGCGAGGACUUUAAAAGAGCCAGUAUGGUGUCGAUUGCACGCAUUGCUCGGCCAGGGCGGCGACCGCAUUAUCAUGGACAUGCUUCUGGAAUGCUCCAUAUUCAUCUUGGUCAGUGCUGAUAUGGGCAACUACUACCAGCUCUCUGGGGUUCCUGUGCAUGAGGUGAAAUCGGAUGAACAUCAGAAGAGCAACAUCGCAAGAGUCAAUGCGGAUAAGGAAGCGCCCACCAAACCUUCACAACUCAAGAUUGAAAGCAAAAAGCCGGGUGCUAUCACGUUUGUGCGCAGUCGCAUGCUAUACGCGAAAGCGGCGCUCAAUGCGAAAGGUGGUGUGAGAUUCGGCAUGCGCCAUAUUCAUGUUCUCAAUCGAUUCACCGACCGAGAAGACAAGCAAGAGACAGUACACGUUAUGCGCUAUAUAUUUCCCCGUCAAUUUGGCUUGCACAACGUUUUCACUUCCAAGGUGGAUCAUCGUGAGACAGCCAUGCCUUUCAAGGACUACACGCUGCGCGAGAAGGAUAUACAUACCGCUAUGUGCCAGGAACUAGGUCCCAAAGCAACAGACGCCCAGGAGAUAGCCAAAUGGAAACAGCGAAUACCAAAGAGACUCCGGGGUGACACCGUUAAACUGGUGGACAAACUUCGGGUCCGCAACCAGCGGUGCUCAUUCGAGUCGCUUAAUCUACAUCAGGUUACACAGAACAUACACAUCACGGACAUAGCCUGGUUGCGCCCACCGAGCCAAGACGACGGCACAAAGGUAUCCAAGUCGGACAUAGAUAAGCGUACGGAGAUAUUUCUCGAGUUUGUCUACUGGCUCUUCGACUCUUUCCUCAUUCCCCUGGUCCGCACAAACUUCCACGUAACGGAGUCCAACGCGCAUCGGAACAGACUUUUCUACUUCCGCCAUGAUAUCUGGCGGAUGUUAACAGAGCCUGCCUUGAAGGAACUACGGAUGAAUAUGUUCGAGGAGAUGCCUACUGAAAGCACGGAAAGACUGCUGUCUGCACGUCAGCUUGGUUUCAGUAACAUCCGUCUGCUUCCUAAGAAACAGGGUUUCCGGACUAUCAUGAAUCUUAAGAGAAGACAACAGGUGAUGCGAUAUGGAACUAUGACUCUCGGACGAAGUAUCAACUCGGUGAUGACACCAGCUUUCAACGCUAUUACCUACGAAAAGUCGUUGCGUCCCGAUAAAUUCGGCUGCUCACUUUUCUCCGUCGGAGAUAUGCUUCCCAAGCUUGCAUCUUUCAAAGCAUCGUUGCGACAGCGGGGACUCGGCGACAUUCGGCUUUAUUUUGCUAAAGUUGAUGUUCAGGCUUGCUUCGAUACUAUACCACAGUCACGCUUGCUGCGUAUGAUCGACAGUCUCAUGUCGAUCCAGGCUUACAACACCGGCAAACAUGUGGAGAUAUCCCCCCUGGGCCCUCUACAGCGUCUCGGCGGUAAACAUGUGGACCCAAUGCCUCUCAAGAAGUACAUACCGCAUACUGAGGCAGCCACGGGUGUAACGCCUUUCCACCAACUUGUGCAAGAUAGAUUGGCAGGCACCAAGGCCAACACCGUGUUUGUUAAUACCAAUUUGCAACGGCGCGAGACGAAGGAUGACUUAAUGCAGCUCUUACAGGAGCAUAUCGAGAGAAAUGUCGUCAAAAUUGGGAAGCGCUUCUAUCGCCAGAAGACUGGUAUACCACAGGGCUCAGUCUUAUCGAGCAUCUUGUGCAACUUCUUCUACGCUCAGCUAGAACGCGAUGUGCUUGGGUUUGUGCUCGAUGAAGACUCGUUGCUUCUUCGCCUACUUGACGAUUUCCUCUUGAUCAGUAUCAACGAAGAGUAUGCUCAGCGCUUCGUACGCGUUAUGCACAAAGGCCACCCGGAAUACGGCGUAGUAAUAAAGCCUUCAAAGUCGAUGGCAAACUUCAAUGUCACGACGGAGGAGGGAGACCGGAUAGCGACAAGCGGCUCAGAUGGUAAAUUCCCGUAUUGCGGCGUCUGUAUCGAUACGACGACGCUGGAAGUCAGCAAGAAAACAGAACGCCCUACAAAGGCCGGUGUUGAGGACUCUUUGACUGUAGAUCUGACCAAAAUGCCCGGUCAAACGUUCCAUCGCAAAGCUCUCAAGUAA